AUGUUUAAACGAGUCCUCGGUCUCGAUAGAAUAAGCCGUGCCCAGUUCAACGAGGAUAGCGAUGCAUCAGAUAGUGACGAUGAUGGCGAUGAGUUCAAGGAGCUCAGUGAUAAACAGAAGCGGAGACUACAGCGUGCUAUGAUGCCCCUAUCAGCUAUCGUAGAGGGUGACACUUCCUGCAGUAGUUCCUCUGAAGGAGAGGAAGAGUUGAUAGAAGAGGAAGACGAAAUGGGUGAUGACGGAGACGAUGGACACGAGGUUGUACCCAAGGUUAAUGCUUAUGCUGAGCAAUUCCGGUGUCAUCUAUGCCCUGAGAAACUAUUACUUAGCCACGGUGAUCUUGAAAAGCAUGAAGCCAGUAAGGCCCAUUUGAAUCGUCUCCACCGGCAACAACAACAACAACAAGGAGGGAAGGAAUCUGGUCCAGGAGAUGCGGGAGAUGAUGAGAAAGCCCCCUACAAGGCAGUCUCUUCUACCACGGCUGCAGACUCCAAGGCACCACACGCGGAAGAUGCAGCCUCCUCUCCAGAUAAGAUAAGCCGUAAAAUGAAACGUAAACUGAAGAUGAAGGAGAGACGGGUUGCCAAUAAGAAGCGUACCCUCAACGAGGGCGAGAUCGCUGUUAAGAAGGCCAAAUUCCAAGCUAAGAAGGAUCGUCGCCAGCAAAAGAAAGCAAAUGCUGCUAAUGAUACUCAAUAG
Messenger RNA from Perkinsus marinus ATCC 50983, 699 nucleotides. RefSeq names its product Cylicin-2, putative. The transcript is spliced from 5 exons. The coding region runs from base 1 to 699 and encodes 232 amino acids. The record is from RefSeq and is a predicted model, not a curated record. NCBI's taxonomy places the organism in Eukaryota, Perkinsozoa, Perkinsida, Perkinsidae.